Molecule: messenger RNA, 3387 nt
Organism: Exophiala oligosperma
Lineage: Eukaryota; Fungi; Ascomycota; Eurotiomycetes; Chaetothyriales; Herpotrichiellaceae
Exons: 1
Coding region: 251-3145 (964 amino acids)
Molecular function (GO): protein binding
Source: RefSeq, a predicted model, not a curated record
GUCUCAUUCAUCACCUGCCAACUUCCAACUUUCACGUCCAAACCUCAUACGGAGUAACACCAUCUACACUGUGGUCGCCGAGUCUUCGACCCAGAUACUGAGUCAAGAAUACCAGAGCCGUUGGUUCCCAAGGGUCAUUGCCGUUCCCUCGAAGCUGUGACCAUCAGGCUUCUGGCAAUUACCAUGAAGCGGCUGGCCACAUCAUAAAGCGUCUCACAAUAAACUGUCGGGCCAAUUGAGCCCUUUUAGAAUGGACCAAGAAGGCUUGUCCGGUUGGAGUGCUUCCAGAGAUGAUGUGGAAGGACUCUUCAGUGAUUACGAGCCCUCAGCCCCAAAUCCAGAAAACCCUAGGUCGCCCUGGAGUGACCGGAACAGCGUGGCUUCACCUUUGCAUUCAUCACAAUAUCUAGCCGAUACAUCCUCCUCCAGAGUUAUCAGAUCACCGCUGCCACAGACCACGGGGAGUCCUUCACGGCCACUAUCGCAACGAAGAGCCGCGUCUGCGAACCAGGUUCUUGCAAGUAACUAUGGAGAGCAAAGCAUCCCGACAACUUCGUUCGAGCCUCCGCUUCGAUCCAUCUUCGCAUCUGGACCUCCAACCGCUUCUAUAUCGGCAAACACUGCUCUAGCAUCAAUGAGUGGUGCGAUCUCUUCCAGUACCACAGGACCCUUGGCUGCAUUGACACAUGCCGGCGGCAGCCGUCGAAGUCUUAGUCGGCCUGGUGAUACUACUCCUUCAACACCAGUGACUGCAAAUAGACAACCUCUAAACAGCUCAGAGAAAGAUGUCGAUGACCCAACGACAAACACGACGACAAAUGCUCUGGAUAUUGCCUCAGCCAGUACCCCGGCUACCGUCUCUCGCCUAUUCGUUCCUGGGGAUGCACGAAGUCCAAGUUUGUCGAGAGGUCCAUCCUAUAUCCGUGCCAUCUCGGGUAUUGGCCGGAGUAUUGGUGAUACCUCGACUCUGACCGGCCACCUAUUCCACUUUGGAUUUGAAGAAGGACGCCACUCCGAUAUAACAGUGCACGCCUUUGGACAAGCUUAUAAACUUCAUAAACUUCUACUCGACCGAGUCCCUUUCUUUGCCUCGGCAUUUUCUGGAUCAUGGGCAGAAAGUAGUGCCAAAGAAAUAACCAUUCUGCCUGAGGAUAUCGAUGCAAACAUUACAAAAACUGCAUUUGAGCUUGCCUUGAAAAGGAUAUAUGGCACGCAGUUUCCACUUCAGGAAGAGGAAGAAGCCAUUGGACUUUUCGCAACGGGCUGUUGGCUCGACAUACCAGACCUGGUUGAUUCAUGUGUCGAAAGCAUUCUUCGGCAAAUGCAGCCUUCUACGCUCGCCAGCCUCAUCAAGCUCGUCACAAACAAUUACUAUGGCAAAUCCGGAGAUCGUAUCCUUGCCUCAGCCAAAGCUAUGUUGUGUAGGGAAGGUUGGGAGAUGCCAUAUGAGUUCUGGGACGAGAUACCCGCAGAGAUCAUUCGUGAGAUCGUUGGCGGUGACCCUUUCUUCGUGCCUGGAGAAUGGGACAGAUGGUAUUUGGCGGUGAAGCUACUCAAUCGCCGUCUUCGGGCCAAAGCCGUCGAGAAUGGUCUAGUCUCUCCUGGAGGACGAUACAUUCAUCCAAAGCCGAAUAGCCUCCGGUUUUUCGCGGUGAGGUUUGAUGCUCCAUACAGGAUUGCAGGUAACAAUCGGUAUGUGUCCGAAAAGGACGACGCAUGGAUCGCUCUGUAUACCACACCCGAAGUUGCACCGCUAUUGGUCCUUCUUGAUGAGGGCAUUCACUACGUGCAUCUGCGAUUCGAGCAGUUGCAACAGAUUCGCUCUCACCGAGAUAUUCUCGGGGUUCCUAUACUACCAGAAAAGGUUAUAUCUGAUGCUUUGUGGAUGUCCAUGGAACUUCGACAAAAAGUCCUCAACGCUCGAGAUGGAGAUAUUGAGUUAGGGCUGAGCGAAGUUGCCGACGAUUAUGAAGUGGUUGUCACAGAUCAAGAGGCCUCGGCCAUGGUCAAAGGGAAAGGAAGGGAGCAAGAUGAGGCAAGCGAAGCUGGUCUCGAGAUGGAGUCUGGUUCAUGGGACGGCAAUGGCAAGCCCCGGAAAUUCUGGAUUCCCAGCCAUGAUGUGUCCUGCGUAAUGGGCGGAACCCGCGAAGCCUGUAUCGCAUCGAACGCGACGAUUGGCGCCGACUGGAGCACGAAUGCAGCCAGACUGUCGGCGAGUCUCGAACCAACGGAUGUGGCCUGGGCGUUUGACUUCACUGGCCAAAACGUGAUUGAAGGUGGUAGGCCUCCGUCAAGGAACUAUUCGCCAGAGGAUGCGCCCCGGUUUAGCCAUUAUCCUCCGUUUCGCUUCGCCGCCGAGUUUCCCAACCCGAGGUCGCUAAAAGAGAAGAAACGCAUCUACUCGCAGACGGUGUGGUACGCAGGGAGCCUGUGGAAUCUCUACAUUCAACGCGUCAACAACUCGAAAUCACAACAACUCGGAAUAUAUCUACAUCGUGCCAAGGACAAGGACCCAAAUGAUGACCCUCUGGCUCAGUUCAUCCCCGCCACUGUCGACGAUCGAAUCGGACAGCUCGAGCGUGAGAUGCUACUUCGGAAGAACGAACGGCGCAAUCAGAUCUGGAGGACCGGCGAAGCUGCUCGGGGGCCGGAAGCCGAUCGCGAGGAUGGAUCGUCGGUCUCUACGGAGUUUGACUCCGGGACCGUACGCUUUGGCGACACGGAAAGCUCCCCCACCAAGGAUCGAAUAGGCGGGAUUGCAGCAACCAACAACAAGACUUCACAAAUGCCUGGUAAUACGGUGGACUCUGGAGGAGAAGGGGGCGCCACAGGCACGCAAAUGCUGGAUGAAGAUGAAGAGGAUGAAGAGCUCGUGCGCAGGAACCGGAAAUACAAUGUUUCCACCAUGCCACCUUAUAUGGACUCGCGGCCUACGAUCCGGACGUACUUCAAGAUAUACUCACCUAGCAAGGCCGGCCGGCUAUUGAGCAUCUACGAGAGCGCUCCGGAUCGGUUCGACGUGAGCAAGAGCUGGGGUUGGAAGAGUAGCCAGAUGCAACUCGACGACGGGAUGAGUGGACCGGACACCAACAAGACCAGCAAGGACAAUAAACUCCGGUAUAUGGUCGUCAUUGGGAACGUUUGAUUAACAAGAUUGAUCGAUCUAUUGUACGUAUGAUGAGGUGGUCUUUGGGUCUUGGGUGACCUUGUCGAGUUAUUAGCGCCAUUUUUUAUCGAACACGAAGUAUUUAGGAUGCCAAUUAUGAGAAACAUGACAAUUGAUGAUGUAUGAAGCAAGAAACAAGGGGUUUAUUUUGUUCGGUUGUUGGUUGGGGUUGGGGUGUUUUGUUCACUACGAGUACCAAGGCAGAUAUGACUAUGAAUGCC